This is a messenger RNA of Brachypodium distachyon (stiff brome), 976 nucleotides long. RefSeq lists its product as uncharacterized. The transcript is spliced from 4 exons. The record is from RefSeq and is a predicted model, not a curated record. Bases 131 to 523 code for a protein of 130 amino acids. Gene Ontology annotation, molecular function: glutathione transferase activity. NCBI's taxonomy places the organism in Eukaryota, Viridiplantae, Streptophyta, Magnoliopsida, Poales, Poaceae.
UGCACCCCGGAACCUGCACGGCUGCACCGCAUCCAGGUGAGGCCGACCAGCCGAGUGAUCUGACCUGAACCUCCACCGAGCGCGUGUAUCGACGUGAACGAUUCGAAUCCAAUCCACCUGUACUGCCGCCAUGAAUUCGCUCGCUGUCCUUUGCCGCUCGUCACCACUGACACCUGCCUCCUCAUCUCCCUCUCCGUCCCCCAAUCGUCCUGUAUAUAUAAAAGUCCCCCGCUCGCGACCAGCAGCUCACCGCCACGACAUGGCCGCCGCCGCCAGGAUUUCCUCCCGAACCGUCGCCGUGGCAACAACCGCUGCACCACCGGUCAUCUCCCCGAAAGAAAAUCUACACGCUUCCCUUGCCUCCACCUCCGAGCCCCCUCCGCUCUUCGACGGCACGACCAGGUUGUAUGUUGCAUAUCACUGCCCAUACACACGGCGCGCUUGGAUUAACAGGAACUACAAGACACUUAUUAUGGAUCGGAGGGAGUAUGAUUUAUUGCCCAGGGUUUCAGGACAAGAUUAAGGUAGUCGUGAUCGGUCUGGCAGACAGGCCAUCUAGGUACAAGGAGAAUGUUUAUCCAGAAACCAAGGUAUGGUGCCUAAUCUCAGUUCUUUCUCACGUGCAUAAUAUCUUGCUCUGUUUGCAGUCCAUCAUUUCUCUGAUAUCCAUGCACACUUGCCUUUAUUUUUCUACGGGUGCCUUCACUGGAGCAUGACAACCAGGUGAAAGGCGAGAGCUUGGAUUUGAUCAAGUACAUUGAUAGAAAUUUCGAAGGCCCAUCUUUGCUUCCUGAAGUAUGCAUAUAUGUUCAACCAUCAUGAGCGUGAUGCUUGUACAAAGACACAUCAGUUUCUCAGUGUUAUUUACCUUUGCAUUCAUAAAUUGGCAUGAUUCUACACGAAGCAGUCCUCUUAGGAGCUACUUGUAUAUACAGAUGAGUUUAUCAAAGAAUUAUACUCAUAUACAUACUCCCAA